Messenger RNA from Venustampulla echinocandica, 708 nucleotides. RefSeq lists its product as uncharacterized. Lineage: Eukaryota; Fungi; Ascomycota; Leotiomycetes; Helotiales; Pleuroascaceae. The record is from RefSeq and is a predicted model, not a curated record. The transcript has 3 exons. Bases 1 to 708 code for a protein of 235 amino acids.
AUGGAGGCAGAUACGAAGGCCCACGGCGCCCUUGGUCGAGACAGCAAGUAUAUUCCCGGGCCUACUGCACCGGAACCAGCAGAUGUCUCUACCGGAUGGGCUGCAACACCGUGCAACGGGCCCUCCCUCCUGCUCCCUCCACCAACAUGUUUCCACUUCCACCAUGGCACCGCCGGCACCAACAACGCAACCACGCGCCGCGCAUGGUCCGCUGCAGAUACUGCACGCGCAGACAACAGAAAGCAGGCAGACGCCCCGGCGGGAAUCCGUGGGAUACUGUGUAUGCUAUGCACCGUACAUAUGUACCGACUCCGCCGAAGAUUAUUGGAAAAUGGAUCAAACGGCGGCCCUAGGGGAAAACGUGGAGAUGAUGGAUCCCAGGCCCAGCGUCCCAACCGCGGGUACAGUCGUCGUAGUACCGUACCAGCGUAUGUACCAGCCCUCAAGUCCGGACGGAGUACCCGCGCCCUGGGUUCACCAGCGCUCCACGAGCACACUCCAGUGCGCGAUCCAACGCCGCAAGUGCUCCGUGACGACUACGGGACGCAAAUAGAAGUUGAGAUGGGGGGCCGCGAUAACAGCGCCAGGAGGACGAAGAAGGAGAAGAAGCGCGAGCGGUGGUGUUCUGGUGGCAUUUGCAUCGACAGAGACGACCGACGUCCACGAACCGCCAGCUCUGUUCCGAUCGAGGUACCGUACCUAAGGUAG